AUGUUCAUAUUCAUCCUCCUAAACCUCGUCCUCCUUACAACUGCCCUUCCAGCUCCUCACUUCCAAUACAUCGGCUGCAUCUCCCGCCAGUCCUCUCCAACAUUCACGCCUACAUCCCUGACAGCACCAAUAACCAUCUCGCAAUGCAUCCAAGCCUGUUCCGGAAAAGCUACCCUCGUCGCCAUCGGCAACGGUAUCUGCUUUUGUGACCAGGGAAGUGCCUCUGCAUCCUUCGAACUUGUCGACGAGCAGCGCUGCAGUGAGCCCUGUGUCCCAGGCGACGGACGGUGUGGCGGAGAGGGCGUUUUGAGCUUGUACCAAAUCUCUGGCUGUAAGGGGGAUUGCAAUGGGGGCCGAAAUGGUACUGUCCCACCUAUUGUGCCGCCUUCGCCUUGUACGCUGUGUGGUGCAUCAAAGCCUGUUUAUACGCCUGUUCCCACGCCUGCGACGAAAGUUCAGUCAGCCAAUUGUCCACCUGGAGGAUGUCAGACGGCUGUGACCGUUCCGAUAUCUACACCUGUUUCGAGCAACUCGACUUCCAAGCCCUGUGCGUCUGGAGGAUGUUCCGCCGAUGACCAGUCUGGCAGUCAGGCUGGAUCGGACCAAGCACCGACCGGCCAAGGUUCUAACGCAGCACCUAGUCUUGCGAGUGAGAGCCCGAGAUUGUAUACACCGGGUAUACUAUCAGCUAUCGCAGCAGUUAUUUUUGGGUUGGCAUUGGUAUGA
Messenger RNA from Fusarium sp. VM40, 726 nucleotides. The record is from the annotation of a GenBank genome assembly. Lineage: Eukaryota; Fungi; Ascomycota; Sordariomycetes; Hypocreales; Nectriaceae.